Molecule: messenger RNA, 3151 nt
Organism: Anthonomus grandis grandis
Lineage: Eukaryota; Metazoa; Arthropoda; Insecta; Coleoptera; Curculionidae
Product: kinesin-like protein subito
Exons: 12
Coding region: 54-2477 (807 amino acids)
Biological process (GO): microtubule-based movement
Cellular component (GO): kinesin complex; microtubule; nucleus
Molecular function (GO): microtubule motor activity; ATP hydrolysis activity; microtubule binding
Source: RefSeq, a predicted model, not a curated record
GUUUUUUUUAAAUAAUUUCUGAUUUCAAUUUUCAGUUUGAUUACUCGUUAUAUAUGCUUAAUGCUUGUAAACCUUUUACAAUGGAAGGCGAAUCUGAUUCUUCCUUACAAGCCAACACGUUAAGUGUGUCUUAUUUACAGGCACGGGAUCCUAGUAUUUUAUGUUGGAAUAGACCUGGCCUUGCACAUCCAAGAGGAUUCCUAAAAAGGACUCAGCUGAAAUUUUCCAGUUGUAUAUCCCUUCCUUCUAUUGGUUUACCUUCAGAGGAACUUGAACAGGAGGACGAAGAAAAAGUUGAUGACACUCUCAAUGUCUAUCUAAGGAUAAAACAAAGUACAAGACCUUUGGAUAGCACUCUAUAUAGAAUUGAACAGAAUAUAUUAAUAACUAGAAUACCAGAAGAUUCCCUGGCCCCAAGAAAUCAAGCUGACAGAAAAAAAAUUAAUCAAAUUCUUUAUAAAAAAUUUUAUUUUACUGGAAUAUUUGAUGCAGAUGCAACCCAGGUAGAUAUUUUUAAUUAUGUUGUAAAGAAAAAACUUCUCAGUUUCAUCAAUGGAAAAAAUAGUACCCUCUUGGCCUACGGAGCAUCUGGAGCAGGAAAAACUUUUACUAUGGUAGGAACAGCAGAUCAACCUGGAAUCAUUCCUAGGUCUUUGGAUUACCUUUUUCGGACUAUUGGCAAUGGGGGAAAGCCAACUGUCCAACCCUAUCAAAAUAACAAUAUUCUACUCUUAACAGAAAGUGAAAUUAAUAGGAAUAUAAAUAAUUUAGAGGCCAUUUUACAGAAUCCACAUACUGUUCAUGAAACUGAUGUUCAUAUUAGAACUUACAGGCAAAUGCAACAGAGGCUAAGUACUCUUUCUGUAGGUACAGUGACUACUUUUCCCCCUAUUAGAGAGGUGUGGGUAUCAUUUGCCGAAAUCUACAAUGAAAACAUAUAUGAUUUACUUGAACCAGGUAGAGGAAGCCAGAGACCCAAAUUACAAAUUGGGGGCUUACAAGAAGAUUGCUAUAUAAAAGGAUUGAAACAUAUCUAUGUCAGAUCAGGAUUAGAAGCUUACCAAGUGAUGCAAUAUGGAUUGCACAACCUGAGCUACGCUGCGACUGCAGUGAACAGCCACUCGAGCCGCUCUCAUUGCAUCUUUUCAAUUCGAUUAAUAGCCGGGACGGACGAAAAUAAUUACAAAAUGUCCGUUUUUAAUUUUUGCGAUUUGGCUGGAGCUGAAAGAGUUAAGAAAACUUUAAAUAAUGGAGAUCGAUUAAAGGAGUCCACCAAAAUAAAUUCGUCACUUUCAGUCUUAAGCAGAUGUAUACAGAGUAUCAGAAAUCGACAGCGUAAGAACUUAAACAUAUCAGCACCAUUUAGGGAAUCGAAAUUAACUCAGUUGUUUCAAAAAGGGCUAAAAGGCAACGAGGACAUUUCGAUGAUUGUAAAUAUUAAUCCUUCCCCAGACGUGUUUCAUGAGACUCAACACGCCCUUAUAUUUUCUGCCAUUGCCAAAGAAAUAACUCAAGAUAUAAUAGAAGAAACCAAGAAUGGCUGCGGUGAACAGACCAAUGGAGACUUUGAUACAUCGGACCUUCUGCUACAAAUAUCAGAGUUAAAAAAUGAAAUACAGGAAGUCUAUAACGAUAAGGCAGAACUCGUGCUUCAAAAUUCCGAACUAGAACAACAGCAAGAGGAAAUGGAGAUGCAAAUUUUGGAGCUGAAAGAGAUAAUUGAAAAUAGCGAGCAUGUUAAUGAGUGUGUCUCAAAUGGCCUGUGCAUAAUUCAACACUACGUAUGUGACGGAAAACCCGACUGUAAAGAUGGCUCGGACGAGAGCCUAGAAACGUGCAAUGGAGACCCUUGCAGAGAUAAAAUCCCCUGCGACGAUGGCAGGUGCAUUCCAACUGCUUGGUGUUGCGAUAGGCACCAUGAUUUAAAUUGUACUGUCACCAAUAGACCACGGUGUUGCUUAGGACAAUCAGAUUCUUAUGAGGAAAUGGAAUUGGGAUUCCCCACACAAUCCCAGACCCAACAUACUGCUCGAUACCUGUUUAUACUUGUAUGUGUAGUAAGUAUAUUAUUUUCUGUCAUUCUGCUGCUCCUUAUCAUCUCAAAAGUGGUAAUGUUUGCGAAAAAAGCAGCCUUACAACAACAGCAAGCAAGAGUAUGUGAAAACAUCGCCCUGAGGAACCAGACUAACAUAAACGUGAUUCCUUGUAGCCUGUAUACUUAUAGAUCGGCCUCCAGUAGGACGCCCAGGUCCGGUAAUAUUGUCAGGAAUAUUAUUAUCGACUCUUCGGAUGUUAAUGAUCCGUUGCUGUUUAAUCCGGCAAGAUUUAACGUAAUAAAUGCGAGCAGCGCAUUCGAUCAACCACCUUCCUACGUGGACGUGCUACAAAACAAUAGAUUGGCCGCAGAGCCUCCUCCUCCUUACAGAAGUCAGGACCGGAUUAAUGUUUCUAGUUUACAUACAAACGAAAGAGAUUAACUAGUGUUAAUGCCUUGCCGCAUUACCACUCUAAUUUUUUCUUAUACACGUCUGGCCAUGUCUUAGGUGCAGAAAUACCUGAGCAUUUAUACGCAAGGGGAAAUUAUAACCAAAAAAAGCGUAGUGAAUUCGGAUCGUUUAAUUUAAAUCGAACUAUAGUGUGUGAUUUUGUUAUUGCAAAUUAAUAUCUGCAUCUAAGACCUUAGUAAGUUGGCCAGACCCGUAUAUAAGUAUGUAUUUUGCAAAAUGGCAAGCAGUCAUCUAAGUAAUACUAAAUAUGUUAUUGUGAUCCUCUAAAAGCAAUAUGUUUUGCAAAUAUUUAAAAACGUAAAAGUAUUAUAAUUUAUUAUUAAAAAUAAAAAUACUGAUCAUAUCAUUUAUUUGAAACUAAAAAACAUAUCAAAAUUGUGCUAAUAAACAUCUUACGUUUGAUAUUAUUAUAUUAUUUUAGUUUGUACAUGUUUAUUUUAUUAUUGUAAAUAGCGUUUUAAAAGUAGUACUUACUUACAAUUAAAUGUUAUGUUAAGUUUUAGUUAGUGUAUUAAUAAACCCAAGGACAAUAAUAAAUUAUGAUAAAAGAUAUUUUUAGUAAGAACAUGGUUCAUAUUGUUCUGUUUUUGGUAUAGACUGGAUUACUGUAUUAGUGUUAUUUUGUAAUAGAGUUAUUUUAAUAA